This is a messenger RNA of Spirometra erinaceieuropaei, 3786 nucleotides long. The record is from the annotation of a GenBank genome assembly. Lineage: Eukaryota; Metazoa; Platyhelminthes; Cestoda; Diphyllobothriidea; Diphyllobothriidae.
AUGGCCCCCAUCUUGGUCCAACGGGGUCCUCCUGGAGCAACUUGGAAGUACGAUAGGUCGGUGGCGCGCAUAGACUACGCUCUCCACAAAUGGAAGAUGACAGGAGACGGCAUUAGCCGUGGAAUAAAGCCACCAUUUCAGGUGACCCUGUCGACGACUUUUCGGGAAUUGUCAAAACUGGUCACAAAUACAAUCCGAGCUAUAAUGGAGUUGCCAAGGCGGCGACGAAAACUAGAGUUUGGCUACAUUCCUGUCUGACAGAUCGUCUGCCACAAAUGACGAGUAGUACAGCCGUGCCGCCUGUUGUAACGUGAACGCCAGUGACCUUUGUUUAUGCGCGUUCGAAGCCCUGAAGGAUCAGGUCCGUAACCGCCAUCAUUGUUGCUUUUCCCACAUUCACCAAAACUCACCUUAGCUAGUAACUGUACUCAGACCUUUAAUUGUCAGCACUAACAACACACAGUACUCCUUUACUGUCCUUUCUGUUCACUUCUAAUUUUCCCGUAUUCAGAACUGCAACGAUCCAGACAGCCUUGGCCUUGAAUCACAGAACACCCAAGUGGUCUCUGAUUUCCUCAACGAGGUAAUCACUAAUUUUUGCUCCCUCAUGUUGCAUUGUUUUGUUUUUCAAAAAACCAGAGACUGAUCCUUCUACAUAAACGCAGAUUAAUAAGUAGGCCGACCUUCCCGCCUAGCCACCUUCUUAUUCGCGCCUAAAUUUUGUCCCGACUUGGUCUCUGGAGUGUGUCAAGUCCACUAGCUCUAUGGCCACCAGAACUUGAUUUACCAACCUGCUUACUCUCAGUGGCUGUCGGAUUUGACCGUGGCGGAAGCCAUCACUGUCUCUGAAAUGUGCGUGAAACGGAAGACCUCCAAUGCGGAAAUGGCAAUUCGAGCAACGCUAUUGACAAAACGCAAGGAAACAUUUUCACCAUAAGUAGGGCAUAUAGCUAAGGCAGAUCACGAGAAACAGAAACCACCAGAAAACAGAAAACGUUUGUUACGGAGCGUAAUAGAACCUCCUAUGUGUUGCAAAGCUUGCCACGCAAUUUCUGACCUAUUUCUACUUCCAGAUCUAAAAACCCAUCCGAUAACCCUACCACUACCAACGCUGCCAGUAAUACAUUCGACGCCCCUUCCCACGUCAUCUUAAAUGCAAUAGAUUAAGUGAAUUUAAACAACUUAAGAUUGGUGCGGUCUCGUUACCUCAGUUAUCAUCGGUUAUCUGUAGAGGUUGGUGGGGUAAUGACUGAACAGAUGUUUUCCUCCGAUCUACGCCCUGUCACUAAACCACUCUGUACAGAAGGAAUGGAGGAUAGGACGAAGCAAGUUAGCAGCCGGACACGAGAGACGCCGGAGCAGGCGUCAGAUCGCCUUGAGCGCAGGCACGCAUGCGUAGGCCUUUAUGUUGAUUGGCUGAAAACCAGACCGUCAUAGGUACAGUGCGUGACCGAUCUCAUAGAAUGUUGGCCGAAAUUCUGAAAUGCGUUUUCGAUUAGGAAGGAUUGCUUGGGUGAGACUUACAGUACUGAUUACUAUGCGGCACAACCCCAUAGUAUUUUGAACUUGCCAGGAUGUCGACUUUCGAAUGUACUUCUUUUCAACCUCCACAGAAACCACUCUCGGUAAAAAAUGAAUACGUAAGUAGCAAGCAUUUUUCCCAUUGAUUUUCGAUGGUCUUAUAAAUUCGAAUGCACUCGAAAGAAAACACGCACAAAAAUGCCUUCUUUCACUCGUUUGACAGAAAAUCACAUUUUUUUGAAUUUUGUACCCGAAGAAACUGCAUAUUUAGGCUUUGAAAAAGUUUUUAAUUAUGAGAUUUUUAAGACCGUGCGAUGUCCAUAUAUACAGCAUCGCACAUGUCCGUUUACUAAUGCUCCCCAUGAAAUGUACAACACAGCCCGUAUCCAUUGCAGAAUUUUAUGAACUCUAUAUGGUAUCUCCUUAAAGGCAUAGAGGAAUAUAUGAUUUCCCCUACGCAGAAAGCAUGCACCCUGUAGAUUCAAAUCGCUAAACGCUAAUUCGAUGGCAGAUCAGGCGCAAAAUUAUUCGGUAAUUGGGGAACUUUUUUGAAACCUAAAUAUACAAUUUCUUCGGGUAUAAAAUAUGAAGACAAUGUGAUUUUCUACCAAACGAGUAAAAGAAAGCAUAUUUUUAUGCGUGUUUUCUAUAAAAUGCAUUCGAAGUUAUAAGACCAUCGAAAAUCAAUCAGAAAAAUGCCUACUACUUAAGUAAUCAAUUUUUUCCGAGUAUGGUCUCUGCAAGAGGCCAAAAAGUAGUGCAUUCAAAAGCCGACAUCCCGGCGAGUCCGAAAUGUCGUAGAAUUGUGCCGCGUUAUAAUCAAUGUUAAAAUCUUACCUAAGCAAUUCUUCCUGAUCGAAAACGCAUUCCAGAAUUUCGACCAACAUUCCAUGAGAUCGGUCACACACUGUACGCUCGAAAGACGCAGUCUUGCAGCAGGCGCCCGAAGGAGGGUCAGUACAAGAUCUUUACUGUCAAACCCGUUGCUUUGUAUGCUUAUUUAAACCUCCGGUAUCACUAAAAACGGGCAUUGGCUCGAUGUCCGCAAUACGCGAUUUAACUAUGGAAGCCCGUAGGAACCGUGAGGCUAUGAUGGCGCAGUUCUGUUCCGCUCCUACUAGUUUGCUCUUGUCGGGCUUUUUAGAGACCAUUGUUUAUGCAUGUUCGGCGUCUUGAGAGGCCAGGUCUCUAACCGUCAUCUUUGGGGCUUUCUUCUGUCCUCAUCAAGCUCACCUUAGCCGUGAAGCGUACUCAGAUCUCUACUUUAUGUAUGUGGAUGUUCGCCCCCAGUAGUUUGGCGCCAGCUGUUAUUUGAAACAGAGAACAGGCAGGGAUGACAGAGAAGGCGUCUUUACUGUCACUGUGUGUACAUUAACUUUGGAGACUUUCUGUCCUAGGAUCGCAUUUAAGGGCCAAUGCGCUGUUUUAUUCGUGUUUCCCCACUGGUUGACAUGGUAGCCUGAACCCUCUCGUCCCCCAGAUAGUUUUCAUGUCUUUUCACAUUUCUUCUCGCCCCACUUAGGAGAUUACGCCAUGUGCCCCAAAUUGUACUUUUUUGCAUACACCUCUUCCUCCUCUCUGAAACGGCUUCCUUGACACCUCCCAUCGCAGAUUUCAGCUACUGAGAGCGCACAUCUGAUUCUAAGUCCAGAAACCCGUCUGCAUGAAUAGAUUCACCCUCCACCUAACUCGGUAUUGGUCGCCGUUUAAUAGGCCAACAGCGAUGUGUCCAAGUGUUCCGUCUUGACACCUGAAUUCCACACCUUACUCGUCGCUCUUCUGAUGGUGGCAACAGACCUCUUGGCCUGACCAUUUGAUUGAGGGUGGAAAGGCGGUGGAAUCUUGCAUCUCAUCCCCCACAUAUGGAACAUCUGCUAGAAUAUAGCUCGGAUGGGUUGUUUUCUGCGUUGGCAUUCCGUGUCUCGAGAUUAACUGCUCAGUUCUCCGCGCCUUGUUCUCCUCCCGGAGCGUCGGGGCCUUCUUGCCGUUUUGACCACGCAUCCACCACGAUGAGGAACAUCUUGUUGUAGGAGGGUCCAGUGUAGCCCAGGGUUUCAAGGCAUCGACCACAGUUAAUGCAUUUUAGGUCGACUAACUUCAGUCGUUGUUUUGAUGGUCAUACCGACUAUCGUGUUCUAGGUCAUCCGUCUAAAGGCGCGGCGCACUCCUCUCGACGGAUCCUCUUCCUCCACCGGACCCUCCAAAAUGUCCUCAGUUCAGCCCGCCCGACCGGUCGAUGGGGUCUACCGAAUGCCCAACUUCUAA